UUUUGCCCUUUUUAUUUCAUUUAAUAUUUUUUCGUUUCUUACUCUCUCUCUCUCUCUCUCUCACUCUCAAUUCCUCGCCGAUUAUUUCGCGCAAAAGUUGCGAUCUAGGAUGCCGGCGCCGCCGUUCUAGUCGCCGUAUUUUCCUAGCUCAGAUCCGUCAGGUGGAUGAAGGCUUGUGGCUUAAAUUAUCGUUGAGGGCGGGAAGGUGCAUAGAAAUAAUUGUUGGAUGGCCAGAUGAACAGGACUGAUGUUAUUUGCAGUGGAAGGAGGAGGGUUCUUUUCUUCAUCAGCAUCUGGAUAUAGCAAGGGCCUGACCCUUCUUCUUUUGGGUCAGAAGGACGAGGACAAACCCAUGAGAGUUACUCCGUGGAAUCAGUACCAGUUGGUGGACCAAGAAACUGAAGCUGACCUCCAGCUGGCUUCCAUUAAGAACCGGAUUUCCCGCGGGUGUGCCUCCUUUGUCUGCUUUGGUCGCACUUCCGCAGGACUUGAUGCUCCAUCUCCUCUUAAAGUAGGCCCUGCUCAACAGCAGGAUUCCUUGCCAGGGUCACUUGUGUCUGAUAAGGGCAAGAAAAAUGCAAUUGAUCUCGAUGAUAAUAGUGAAGAUGCAAAGAAGGUUGCUCUGAAAAGUAGCUUGAGAAAGUCAUUAAAUAGCAAUUCAGCUCCUGUUGAAGGUGCUAAGGAACUCGAGGCAUUAAAUGAGAAGGGUAGUACCAUACCUGGUCAUAUGGAAAGAAGGAAAGUGCAGUGGACGGAUGCUUGUGGGAGUGAGCUCGUUGAAAUCAGAGAAUUUGAGCCCAGUGAAACGAGUCGCUCUGAUGAUGAAUUCGAAAAUGGAACAGAAAGAAGUUGCUCCUGUACAAUUAUGUAGUGCGUCUUUCGACCAAAGCAUUGUGAGGACUUGACUUCUAAAAUGAAUUGCUAGAUCAGGUAAUCUACUGCUAAGAAGCAUUUUUGCUUGUUUUGACCGGGUUCAAGUAAUUCUCUGGGCGAAAGAAGCAAGAAUUGUGGCAUUCUACACAGAAUCCAACCAUGUUGAGAAGCUUUUUAUUUGGACAAGAGUCUCUGCUGGGUGACUGGUGAUUUCUAUCCACGUUACAUUGUUGGAGAUUUCAAUUUUGGUCACUCUGGGUUUUGUCAUAUUACAAUUCUUUGUUAUGGUGCUUGACUACAUUGUCCAUUGUUUCCUGGUAAUUAUUGUGUUAUAUUUCUUUUUUCUUCCCUUGGUGGUCCAUAAUUCUUGCACUUAUCCUUCUCAGCUUGAUUUUUUGUUAAAAGUUUAUUACACGAGGUUUGUAUUUUCGGUUCCCCCAUAGAUUGCAGUGUUAAUACAGGCAACGUAGUAUGCUUUUACAAGUAGUUCUGACUUCUGAUUUGUUUUUGUUAAAGUUUGAUUUCAUUAUGUUAUUGAGCUGA
Molecule: messenger RNA, 1416 nt
Organism: Carica papaya (papaya)
Lineage: Eukaryota; Viridiplantae; Streptophyta; Magnoliopsida; Brassicales; Caricaceae
Product: Low affinity potassium transport system protein
Source: RefSeq, a predicted model, not a curated record